Molecule: messenger RNA, 1245 nt
Organism: Colletotrichum phormii
Lineage: Eukaryota; Fungi; Ascomycota; Sordariomycetes; Glomerellales; Glomerellaceae
Product: nuclear pore complex assembly-domain-containing protein
Exons: 3
Coding region: 82-1002 (306 amino acids)
Source: RefSeq, a predicted model, not a curated record
CCAAAACACACUCAACCCGAAUUCGCAAUACGCCUGUUGUCCCACGCAUCUUGCCGAGGCAUUGUCAACUCUCACGUCAAGAUGUUCGACUACACCAACUUCGAUCACAUAUUUGGCGCUGAACAGUUCCCUUACGAUCGCAAAUCUGUCCAGGAAAUCGACACCUACCGCAAGAGUCUUGAUGGCGCCCUUUUCAUCGACAGGGUCCUGAAGGCCCUAGGUCUCACCAAGUCCAAGACGUAUCCUCCCAAGACCGAGAAUGCACUGCGCACCCUACACCAGCAGCUAUGCGAAGCCACCAUGUCAACGCACCAUCGACUAUCCAUCUUCUACUACAUUCUCCUCGACUUUGACACGAGCCAGACUAGAUCCCAGGCAUCGUCGAAGUUUGCUGUGGAGUCUGGUGUUCCCAAGAACUACCAGAUCUUCAUGAAGGGCCUAUGGUUACUGGACCAUCAGCAGUUUGAGAAAGCACUCGAGUACAUCGCGCACCCUUCCCUUACUACCGACUUCGCCGAUGAGAUCAUGACAGCACUCGUGCGCAAUGCCCCCGACGGCGACUACACCUUGCCUCUGUCAUACUUCCACACCGUUCAGCCGAUCCUCAAGACCUCCGAGGCGCUGGAGCUCCUCUUCGAUGCCAUGUCACGAACUAGCGUCACCGAAGCUCUCUACUUCUCCAGAACACAUGCCGAUGCUGUCAGGGCGCAGCUGUUCCGUCAGCUUGUCUCCAACGUGAUUGGUGCCCCUGCGAACGAGGAGACAGCCGCGCGAUCUACCGAGCUCAUUGGCUUGCCAUUCGAUGCCGCGGAGGAAGCUUGGUUCGAAGACUUCCUCUCCCGUGAAGACGGAAACAAACUCAAGAGGGCUCGAGACACACUCCUCGUGAGAAAGCUGGUGACGGGCCGGCUAAGUGAAGCUGUGCAGGACAAGAACCAUGGAGGCGGAUGGGGAGUGGUCCUGGAAGGCGUCAAGAGCGGCUUGGGUGGCCGGGCAGAGUGAUGGCCUGUGCAUCUUUUGGGGCGACCGAUGUAUGCUCUGUACCAUCACGAAGUCGAACGAUUGUUUUAAGCAUAGCGUUGGCGUUUGGGCAUUGCCCUUCAAAAUUUCAAUUGGAAUAAGAAGUAGGGCGGAAAAUUAGAUUGGUUACAUAUCGGUCCAUGCCUAAUGACUUGAGCAAAAGAAUAUCCCCAGCAUGGGCAUCCUGUCAUGCGUUUGUUGAAAUGUGACUGUUCACCUCGGUGA